Molecule: messenger RNA, 930 nt
Organism: [Candida] anglica
Lineage: Eukaryota; Fungi; Ascomycota; Pichiomycetes; Serinales; Debaryomycetaceae
Source: the annotation of a GenBank genome assembly
AUGGCUCCUACUCAACAUAUUGUAAAGCUCCAUAGUGGAUCUAGAGAGUUCUCAACCCUCUCUAACUACUCGCAAGAGGAUAUCUUCGUCAACGAAAACAAAAAAUGGACUCGUAUUGUCUUUUUAAUUCAUGGAUUCCCAGAUAUCAAUUCUUCAUUUGAUGCUUCAUGGGAUACUAUCUUAAACAUCCUUCCAGGAACUUUACUUCUUGCACCAACAUUAAGGGGUUACGAACCUUCCAGUCAAGGCAAUCUUAAAGACUACAAGCUUUCUCAAUUGGCAGAUGAUGUACGUUCAUGGAUUCUUGAGGUCUCGCCAGAAGGCACCAUCCCAGUCCAUCUUGUGGGCCAUGAUUGGGGUGCGGGUGUCUCGUUCAAAACUGCCCAUACAUACCCGGAACUUCUUGCUUCGAUCUCAACCUUGGCAUUCCCUUAUCUUACCAACAUCAAGCCAUGGGAGAUGUUGUGGUAUUGUCCUCUACAAAUGUAUUACUCCAGUUAUAUCUUUACUAUGCAGUUUGCCUUUUUAUACAAGAAGAAGCUUACGGAUAAAAGUAAAAAUUCGUACAUCAAUAAGUUGUGGAAGUUCUGGAGUCCAACUUGGAAAUUUAGUGAAGAUGACAUAGAAGAAGUGAAGGAAACUUUCCAAAAACCAGGUGUGCCGGACCUGGCCACCGCCUACUACAGAUGUAUGGAUCUCAAAGAAUUGGCAUGGCCCGUGGACUUUGAUAAAGUCCCUACAUUAAUCCUUGGAGGUGAUAGUGAUGGAUGUAUGACCAAGCUGGUGUAUGAAUUAGAAGCUAGGAAAUUGAAGAAUGUUCCGAACGUUAAGGUGCAAUUACUCUCUAAAUUGGGACAUUUCUUACAUAGACAGGACCCUGUGAAGGUUGCUGAGAUUUUCUCUGAUUGGAUCCUUAAGCAUGACGUAUAA